This is a messenger RNA of Equus caballus (horse), 514 nucleotides long. RefSeq names its product chromosome 14 C5orf58 homolog (gene C14H5orf58). NCBI's taxonomy places the organism in Eukaryota, Metazoa, Chordata, Mammalia, Perissodactyla, Equidae. The record is from RefSeq and is a predicted model, not a curated record.
ACCCCACUUCAUGGUCAGAAGUUCGGUGACCGUUGGCCAGGUGGGUCCUGACACGGUCAUGGAUGUGGGGUCGAAGGCAGGCCAAGCGGCUCCGAAGUGAGUGAGAGAACUAGGAUAGAUUCCCCCACUCAGGAGAAGGCCGAGGCAAGAAGUUGACUAAGAUGUUUAAUGUUUCUGAGCAUAAGCUGAACGUGGAAGCCAUAAUUAAAAACAUCAACACAAUUUCUUUGGAGUUAGAGAAGAUGAAAGAGCUCUCCGAGGUACUGCUUUGUGAUCUUACCCUACACUUUAGUCAUCCUGUGAAGAUGGAUGCCUUAAAGGAAACAGAAACAACCAACCUCCUCUCUGAAGAAUCUAAAAUAUCAGAUGUAUCCCUUUCUUCUAACAGUUCUUCUCUCUGAUUUCUUAUUUGUUUGUUGUGAAUUUAUAACUAUUUAUUGUUGAAUUAACAAACAUCUGGGAGAAUUGAGUUUACUAAUAUGUUUAAUAUAAUAAAAAACAAAAUGAAAAUAUA